CCCGCGCCGCCCUCCGCCCGCCGAGCUCCCGGCAGCUCCGCCGCUACGGCCACGUUCUCAAAAGCCGCAUCCGGCUGAGCUUACUCCCCGCGGCCCCGGGAGGAGACCCGGACGCUCAUCUGACGCGCGCGAGGAAACUGAGCCUAAGGCUGGAGGGGAGCUGCCCGAGGUCCCCCGGAAUUUCCGAUCUCAGGGAGGAGAGAUGAGAUCUGGCUAUCCCAGGAUGGCCACACCAAGCCUCCUCACGUGCCCUAGCUGCUCCCAUCUUGGCACACAGCUCUUGGUCACUGCUGAGCAGAGAAGGCCAGGGUGCGGCAGCUGCAUACGGUGAAAAAGGUGUGGACUGGCCCCCAUGGCUCCACGCAAGCAGUGUGUUGCCCUUCUGUCUCUUCCCUUCUCUGGGCUUAAGUCGGCUGUAUUAGUCUGUGAUCCCUCCAGCCCUAAAUCCUUUACUCCCAUAUCACCACGCAGUGAUUUCCACCCCCCCCCCCACCACCAUGAACCCCAGGAAGACAGGAACCACAUCUAUUUCACUGCUGUCCCCACAGACUAGCUGGGACUUGACUCCUAUUAGGAACCUAAUAAAUAUGUGUUCAGUGAUGCAUGCUCUGUCUUCCUCCGGUACAAGCACAAGAGGAGCCCAUUUGGAAAAGCCCCAGGCUCCUUCAUUUACUAGUUGUGUGGCGGGUCCUGAGCAGCUCAGUUACCCUCCCCAUAUGUAAAGUGGAGAUAUUAAUGGUGACUACCUAGGAGGGUUGCUUGGGGUAUGAAACCAAAAAAAUGCACAGGAAGUGCUUAGGACAAGUACCUGGGAGCCGAAGCUGGGCUGGUCCCCCUCCUGGCCUGAUUCCAGCCUGUCAGUGUAGCAAUGCAAGAUUCCAGAUAUGGCCUGACCACGCCAGCACAAUAGGCCUAUUAUUUCCCCCAGUCUGGACGUGACACACUGUUAAUGCAGCCUAAGACUGCAGGGCUCCAGAGCCUUUCUCUCCCAUGAUUAGUUCCCAUCAGGUUGUGAUCAACUAAAUCAUUCAGACCCUUUUCACCAGAGCUGGGGUCAAGUCAGGUCUCUCCCAUCCUCGGCUUUGUGUGAAUGUCUUGAAGCUCCCAGAAGGACAAUGUCAUCUUGCUCAUUCCAGCCUGUAGAAAUUAUUUUGAAUGCUGUUUCUGUUGCUCGCUGCUUUCUCUCCCUAAGUUUAGAUCCAGGCUGCUCCUUGCAACUUCAACUCCACCAUCCAUACUGUCGAUGGGAACAGAGCCCCACAACAUUCCUCCGGAGACAUUCACCAGCAAUAGAAGCAGAGCACCCCUAAUACAAAAGUUCCCAAUUAUUGAGCACCCACUGUAUGCCAGGCAAGCACCAUGCUAAGUGCUUUGUGUAACACCAUCUCAUUUACUCCUCACAACACCACUGGGCAGGGGGGUAGUUGGGGUAGUUUUUAUCCCUCCCCAUUUUAUAGAUGAUGAAACUGAGGCCAAGAGAGGGGAAGUAGGGACUAGUUUUAUAAACCCAGAGUGAGGCCCCUUCUGAUGGUGAGGAGUGUGGUUAUAGACUUGUCACUUAGAGAUGUCCUCCAAUCUUGAACACGUGUCUCCAUUGGCCCUCUUGGCCACUCUCCUUUCCCCUCUGCCCCCACACCACCAGGCCUGGAAUCCAAGGGGCUGUGCUGAGGCUCUUGUCCAUGAUGAGCAGAGGGCUUUACUAGCCUCAGGAGCCUGGAGCAGAGGCCUGGGCCCAUUGAUCAUAGCAACAUUCUUUCCAUCUAGGACAGCAGUGAGGACAAGCGCUUCUCCCUAAAGGGCAGACAGACAGCUCCCCAUUCUGGUAGGACUACCCUCCCAGCUGUCCUUGACCACUUCUGAGUCUAGCCCGACCUCACAGGCUAGGGCAACUGAAUUUCAGAGCAUCCCCCUCCUUGUGGCUCUCCACCUGUCUGUGCUCUCAUGGGCAUCAUGUCCAGCCCAGUCGGCUUCUUGUAUGCCCUAGCAUAAUCCCCUGAGAAUGUUUGGGGGAGGCCAGCAGGUCCCCAGAGCUUCUUGGAAGGCAGAGCAGCAGAGUUAAGUGCAGAGAUCCCAGGGACAGGUUACCUGGCUUCGUAUCUCUACCAUGACAGUUUACUCUUGGGCAAAUUACCAAAUCUCUAGACCUCACCUUCCCCAACUGUCAAAUAGGAAUAAUAAUCGUACCUAUCUUAAAGGGUUGGAAUGAGGAUUAAGUGGGGUGUUUAAAAUAGUGCUUGGCACAGAGCAAGCACUUUUAAAAGGAUGGUGAUGGUGGUGGUGAUUACCCUUAUUAGUACCCUUGGCGAAACCUUACCAAGCAAGACCACUUCAGUCAGAGGGGAGAGAUUUUGCCAUUCAUAGCUAGAGGCUAGGUUUCUGUCUGGUUAUACAAGGUGGUGUUUCCACCACUACUGGAUGCUAUCAGGCCAUGAUUGCCAGGUGGAGCUGUUGAGGUUGUGGUGCCAAGGGAAGGAGUUGUCAAGUAUGAUAGCUUCUACUUCUAUACAAUGGAAGAUCUCUUCUGUGCCUACUCGGAAGACUCACCACCCUGACUUCUGGAAAAAAGAGAUCAGCCUGGACUUUAAAAUAUACUUAGCUCAAGAGCCACUAGUAAGUUUACAUUCUGGGGGGUGGUGCUCUGAAGCCAGGGAAUAGCUAGAGGUAAGGACUGAGCAGGCCCUGGAGCAAGUGUUCCCUAAAACAGCAGCUGAUGGGGAUGUCCCAGGCCACUCUCCAUGUAGCCCCUAUUGUUUGUCUUGUGGGGAGGAGGCAGGGCAGAGAGUAGGAAGGAGGGACUCUUGAUAGUCCCAGGAGAGUCCUUUGGGUAGGAAGUGUCUGAGGGCCCUUGAAGUCACCAGGGAGGCUGCUAGUUCCUGCCUGGAUGUUGUUUGGGCAAUUGUAGAAGAGAGGCCCCAAGACCGAUCCAUCUGACCACAAGAGGCUCCAGACUACUCCAUGGGGAGGCCCCCUAUCCUGCACUUUCGGACCAGGCUAGGUGAUGGGUCUGACUUCUGAGCCUCAGGUGUCAGAAGGUGAGGGUCACUGGAGAGGGCCCAGAGAUUCCCUGGGACCCCCAGUGCCUCCCCCAACCAACCAGCCAGCAUUCCUGGAUCUUCUCAUCCUGGACUCCCCUCAGUUGAAGAUUCUUCCCAGAAGAGAGAGACAUCCCUACUCUUCAAGAGGACUCUGGCAAGGAGAGCCAGAUUGGGAACCCCAGGAUACAGGAUGACCAUUCUCUGAGCCCUGACUCGGUGUCAGGCAGUCCUCGAGGAGUUCAGAGUCUAGAGGGAGAGAUCAACAGGGUUGGUUUCUGUCAUGUAUAACCGAGCAUCCUGACUGGUACUGCAACCAUCUCAGACAUCUGUGGACCAGAGAGCAAGUUACCAAAAGGCAGUUCCAAGCCUUCUGCUUUAGGACUGCAACCAAACCUAGAACCUUUCUGACCUGCACCUUCAUUCAGCACAAAGCAGAGCACACAGCCUGUCUCAGUAAAUUCUGGUUGGCUGAAUCACUCACUGAGUCCACAAAUAUAUGCCAGAAGCUGUUCUAGGCACCGAGGUUCCGAAGCUAGUGAGAACGACUUGCUGCCUUCAAAGAUGUCCCACAUGCAUUUUAGACCCAAUAUAUUCAAGACUGAUGGUGUCAUCCUCCCUGCCUUUUCUCCCAACUCACACUUUUGGAUGCUCCAACCACAAUGAACCGCUUGCACUUCUCAUUUCCCUCUGCCUGGAUGCCAACAAGGAAACUGAAGUUCAGGAAGGUUAAAUCUGACGCUCCGAAGUCCAGCAUCUUCCUACCUCGCUUCUCCGAGGUCCGGGUUUGCACCAACCGCAGUGAAGAAACGGGCCAACAGGGAGCGGACAUGGACUUCGACUCGUACCAGCACUAUUUCUACGACUAUGACUGCGGGGAGGAUUUCUACCGCUCCACGGCGCCCAGUGAGGACAUCUGGAAGAAAUUCGAGCUGGUGCCGUCGCCCCCCACGUCGCCGCCCUGGGGCUCGGGUCCAGGCGCCGGGGACGCAGCCCCUGGCGUUGGUCCCCCGGAGCCGUGGCCCGGAGGGGGCGCCGGGGAAGAGGCGGAGUCCCGGGGCCAUUCGAAGGCUUGGGGCAGGAACUACGCCUCCAUCAUCCGUCGUGACUGCAUGUGGAGCGGCUUCUCCGCCCGGGAGCGGCUGGAGAGAGCGGUGAGCGACCGGCUCGCCGCCGGCGCCCCCCGGGGGAACCCGCCCAAGGCGCCCGCCGCCCCGGACUGCGCUCCCAGCCUCGAAGCCGGCAACCCGGCUCCCGCAGCCCCCUGCCCACUGGGCGAGCCCAAGACCCAGGCCUGCUCGGGGUCCGAGAGCCCAAGCGACUCGGAGGGUGAAGAAAUAGACGUCGUGACAGUGGAGAAGAGACAGUCCCUGGGUGUACGGAAGCCGGUCACCAUCACGGUGCGGGCGGACCCUUUGGACCCCUGCAUGAAGCACUUCCACAUCUCCAUCCACCAGCAACAGCACAACUACGCCGCCCGCUUUCCUCCAGAAAGCUGUUCCCAAGGGGGGGCUCCAGAGAGAGGUCCCCAAGAAGAGGCUCUGGAGAGAGACGCCCCAGAGGAAAAGGAAGAAGAAGCGGAUGAAGAGACCGUGAGUCGCCCCCCCGUAGAAAGCGAGGCUCCCCAGUCCUGCCACCCCAAAGCUGGCAGUUCUGACACCGAGGAUGUGACCAAGAGGAAGAACCACAACUUCCUGGAGCGCAAAAGGCGGAACGACCUCCGUUCUAGGUUCCUGGCCCUGAGGGACCAGGUCCCCACCCUGGCCAGCUGCUCCAAGGCCCCCAAGGUGGUGAUCCUGAGCAAGGCCUUGGAGUACUUGCAAGCCCUGGUGGGGGCCGAGAAGAGGAUGGCCACGGAAAAAAGGCAGCUCCGAUGCCGGCAGCAGCAACUGCAGAAGAGAAUUGCCUACCUCAGUGGCUACUAGGUGACCAAAAAGCCUGACUGCUCUGUCUUACAGAGACCUGAGUUUAUUUUCUAACCUUCCUUCUCCCCCUUAGUAAUUUGCACAUUUGGAUUAUGGAGGGACAGUCGGAACUGUACAUUCCAGAAGGUGGUGCAGCCUUAGGGGGCAGGGCAUGCCCUCCCAGGCAGGGCUCGCGUUCUUGGGAACCCUGAAACCCAGCUCUCCCUCCUCCCUGACUCCCAGGAGCACUGGGUCUUCUCUGGCGCCUUUGGCUUCUCAGGCAGGCAGCUGACCGAGGAGACUUGGGGUCGGCCUAGCUCACUAGCUCGGAAGAAAAGCCUGACAGAUGCUAUGCAACAGGUGGUGGACGUUGUCGGGGGGCUCCAGCCUGCAUGAAAUCUCACACUCCAGAUGAGCUUGAGGCUGGGAAAGGAUGCUCCCACUGGUGUCUCUGGGGUGACGCUAGGACAGCUGGGCCCGGACACCCUCCCUAAGGCUCUUCUUUCCAGGAGACACACGAGCUAUCUGGGGUGAAGACAAGCUCACAGACUUGAUCAACAUGGACCGUUACCUCACUGACAGACACUUUACAGUAGCUGAGGAGUUGGAAACCUUUAAUAUAUAUAUAAUGAUGUUAGCCAACACCCCUUCUCCCACUCUCAAUGCUGCGACCUUGAGAACAUUUAAAAGAGCUUGACCUCUAAAUUCUUUGUCUCGUGAAGCCCUCUGGGCCCUUUUCUCUGAGGGAGAAAGCAUUCUGUCCUCACAAGGGACUUUUUUGUUUCCUUCUGCCUUUGUUAUGCAAUGGGCUCUCCAGCACCCCUUUCCCAAGGUCAGAAAUAUUUCCCCAAGACACUGGGAAAUGGGUCCUACUAGCCUGCCGCCUGGGGAAGGCUUGGAGUCCUGGCUGUGAACUUGUUAUCUGCCCAGGUGUUUUCCAGUUUGGAAUCUUUUCUCCAGGCAGAUGUCAGGCACCUCAGAGGGAGAACUAUACCACUUCCUCUUCCCCACUUCCCUCUCAUCUCAGACCCUGACUGGUAAGUUUGAAGUUCUACUAGAACCAUGCAGGCUGUCCUUCUAGGGCAACUCCAAGGAGCUUGCUUGCUGGCUUUGCAGCCACCCUCUGGCCCCUUGCCAGCCUGACAUGAGUCAGAUCUCUUUCCCAGAGUCUGGGCCUUACUGGAGUUCUUGCUAGGAGAGUUGCUGGGACUCGUCCAGGGCUCCAGAAGUGGACUGGUUUCCUGGUGGGUUUUAAAAGAGCUUCCAGAAGCUCUGCUUAGCUGACCAUGGAUUUUGCCCCAGGUGAACUUGGUACCUCCAAGUGGAUUCCAGGUGCCGCCUCCAGUCUGGAAAGGCAUCCAACCCAACAGGUGUCCUAUGGGCCAAGCUCAGCAGCCCCUAAGCCUGGCCUGGAAGAAAGAUCAGCCCCUCCAGAACUCUGCCCAGGGCAGCAGGUGCCUACUGGCUGUGGUUUUAUAAGUGGGGGAGGGGAGGAUGGUGGAGCACUCUUGGGGGGUCUGAGAGCCAGCUGCUACUUCCAAACUUAGGCACAAUGGUCUGUUUCUGAGGUUGCUUCCUCGCCUCGGAGAACCCCAGCGGAAGUUUGGAAAAAACCUCUCUACCUUCUGGAGUAUGGUUUUCGGGAGCCAACUGACUUCUGGAACUGUCUUUGGAGAACAGGUGGGAUGUAGGUUACUGAUGUAUCACCCGAAUAGCUUGUGUUUUAUAAGCGGCUGUUGGGUCUUAGAUUGGGAGCAGUGGUUUGUUUUAUUUGUGGGGUUUUUUUUAAUACUGUAUUUUUGUAUGCCUUUUGCAAAGUGGUGUUGUUUUUGUACAAGAAAAAAACUCUUGAGCAAUUCUCGUGUUGCAAGAGUCUGAUUUAUUUUGAAAGGCAAGUUUACCUGAAAUUUUGAAUUUGUUGUGAUUAUCAAUUGCCUGAUUUUAAAAUGUUGCCUUCUGGGACUUCUAAUAAAAGAUUCCUCAAACAUGUCAGAGUGGGGCACCUUAUGCCAAGUCCCCCUAAGCCAAGGAAAACUAUUUCAGGGUAACCACCAGUGAUCCAGAGGGCUGCAUUUUUCUAACCAUGUUGCCAACCAGGUCAUUCCACUUUGGGUUCCUGAAAUGCCAUUUCAGACAUGUCUAAACAAUGUAGGUUGUGUACUGGGUGAACAUGAAAUUCUUUUGUGAAUUGCACAGAGUGCUGAAUUUGUACUUCAAAAGGUUUGAAAUCCCAGUUCCACUACUUAACUUCUU
This is a messenger RNA of Nyctereutes procyonoides (raccoon dog), 7189 nucleotides long. It is a transcript of the gene MYCL, whose product is annotated as MYCL proto-oncogene, bHLH transcription factor. Bases 3695 to 4957 code for a protein of 420 amino acids. The transcript is spliced from 7 exons. Gene Ontology annotation, biological process: regulation of transcription by RNA polymerase II. Lineage: Eukaryota; Metazoa; Chordata; Mammalia; Carnivora; Canidae. Gene Ontology annotation, molecular function: RNA polymerase II cis-regulatory region sequence-specific DNA binding; DNA-binding transcription factor activity, RNA polymerase II-specific; protein dimerization activity. The record is from RefSeq and is a predicted model, not a curated record.